Molecule: messenger RNA, 837 nt
Organism: Scomber scombrus (Atlantic mackerel)
Lineage: Eukaryota; Metazoa; Chordata; Actinopteri; Scombriformes; Scombridae
Product: excitatory amino acid transporter 1-like
Biological process (GO): L-glutamate transmembrane transport
Cellular component (GO): plasma membrane
Molecular function (GO): glutamate:sodium symporter activity; L-glutamate transmembrane transporter activity; neutral L-amino acid transmembrane transporter activity
Source: RefSeq, a predicted model, not a curated record
AUGCUCGCCAACUAUUUAUUGGUCUUCUGCAUUUCAUUCGGGCUUGUCCUUGGCAGUAUGGAGAAUGAGGGAAAAACCCUGAGGGACUUUUUAGACUGCCAGAAUAAGGCCACCAUGCAACUGGUAACAGUCAUCUGGUAUUCUUCAGUGGGAAUCCUGUUUUUACUGGCAGGACAGAUUUUGAAGAUGAGAGACCCUUAUGAGACAGGUCACGGAGUUGCAAUGUAUACUCUGACUGUGAUCACAGGCCUGUUAAUCCACAGCUUCUUCACUCUUCCCCUCAUCUAUUUUGUCAUCAGUAAGAAUCCCUUCAGGUUUGUGGUUGGUCUGCUCAAGGCUCUCACCACCGCCUUUGGGACUUCAUUCAGCUCUGCAACCCUUCCUGUAACUUUCCACUGUAUUGAGGAGAAUCACAGCAUGGACAAACAACUGACACGCUUCAUGCUGCCAAUCGGGACCACAAUGAACAUGGAUGGUGCAGCACUCUAUGAUGCUGUAACUGUUUUCAUAGCGCAGGUUAAUAAUAUAGAGUUUAACCUAGGUCAAAUCAUUGUCCUCAGUUUGAUUGUCACAGGUGCAAGUACUGGUUCGGCAGGCAUCCCACAGACUGGCAUGGUAUCCAUGGUGAUUGUGUUGGCAUCAGCUGGACUGUCCACUCAAGACAUAUCACUGCUCAUGAUGGUUGAUUGGAUUCUAUAAUCAAAUCAACUUGUUGACAGGUAUCAUUUGAGGACUGCCACCAAUGUGCUGGGUGACUGUAUUGGUGUGGGUGUGGUGCAACACCUGUCCAAACAUGACUUACAGAGCUGUGGUCCUGCUUGGUGUAAGAAAGCUUAG